CAGGUGUCUCCAGGUGCACCCAGGUGACUCCAGGUGUGCCCAGGUGUCUCCAGGCGCGCCCAGGUGCGCCCAGGUGUGCCCAGGAUGAUGUGCGAGGUGCUGCCCACCAUCAGCGAGGACCCGCGGCGGGGCUCGGGCGCGGCCGAGGAGCCGGGGCUGGAGCAGCUGAUGGUGCAGAUGCUGCGGGAGCGCGAGCGGCUGCUGGAGACGCUGCGGGACACGCAGGAGGGGCUGAACACGGCGCACCUGCGGCUGCGCGACCUGGCCCACGAGCGGGACCUGCUGCAGCGCCAGCUCAACUGCGCCCUGCCCCAGGAGCUGGCGGCGCUGACCAAGGAGCUGAACCUGUGCCGGGAGCAGCUCCUGGAGCGCGAGGAGGAGAUCGCCGAGCUCAAGGCCGAGCGCAACAACACCCGCCUGCUGCUGGAGCACCUGGAGCACCUGGUGUCGCGCCACGAGCGCUCUCUCCGCAUGACCGUGGUCAAGCGCCAGGCCCAGUCCCCGGCCGGGGUCUCCUCCGAGGUCGAGGUGCUCAAGGCCCUCAAGUCGCUCUUCGAGCACCACAAGGCCCUGGACGAGAAGGUGCGGGAGCGGCUGCGGGUGGCCCUGGAGCGCGUGGCCGUGCUCGAGGAGGAGCUGGAGGUGUCCAACCAGGAGUCGCUGUCCCUCCGGGAGCAGCUGUCCCUGUUGGCGGAGCUGGAGGCGUCGCUGGGCCGGCAGCGCGUGGCCGCCCUGUGCCGCCAGCUGGGCCGGCUGCAGGACGAGGCCAACGCCGCCCAGAGGGAGCUGGCCCGGGCCCACGAGGCGGGGGCCAAGCUCCAGAGGGACCUCAAGGAGGCGCUGGCGCAGCGCGAGGACAUGGAGGAGCGCAUCACGACGCUGGAGCGGCGCUACCUGAGCGCGCAGCGCGAGGCGACCUCGCUGCACGACGCCAACGACCGGCUGGAGAACGAGCUGGCCAGCAAGGAGAGCCUGUACAGACAGAGCGAGGAGAAGGGCCGGCAGCUGCAGGAGUGGCUCGAGGACGCCAAGGCCAAGCUGCAGCUGACCCUGCAGAAAGCCGAGACGCUGCCCGAGAUCGAGGCCCAGCUGGCCCAGAGGGUGGCGGCGCUCACCAAG
This is a messenger RNA of Zonotrichia leucophrys gambelii, 1119 nucleotides long. RefSeq names its product liprin-alpha-3-like. Gene Ontology annotation, biological process: synapse organization. The record is from RefSeq and is a predicted model, not a curated record. The transcript has 9 exons. The annotation marks the transcript as partial. Gene Ontology annotation, cellular component: presynaptic active zone. Lineage: Eukaryota; Metazoa; Chordata; Aves; Passeriformes; Passerellidae.